Molecule: messenger RNA, 2202 nt
Organism: Trichophyton benhamiae CBS 112371
Lineage: Eukaryota; Fungi; Ascomycota; Eurotiomycetes; Onygenales; Arthrodermataceae
Exons: 4
Coding region: 1-2202 (733 amino acids)
Biological process (GO): regulation of actin filament polymerization
Molecular function (GO): protein binding
Source: RefSeq, a predicted model, not a curated record
AUGGCAGACACGGUUAACCCGCAGUUCGGCGCAGAGCUCAAGGUUUCCGUCGGUAUAAACUGGCUGGACGAGAUACAGCAGUUCUAUCGCGACCGCAGCGUUAUCGAAAAAGAGUACGCAGCCAAAAUAACCGCCCUCUGUCGCAAAUACCAUGACCGCAAGUCGAAGAAGUCCAGCACACUUAGUGUUGGAGAUACCCCCGUCAUGACGCCAGGAUCGCUCGAGUCGGCUUCCCUGACAACUUGGACAACACAACUUUCUGCCUUGGAGGCAGAGGCCGCAGCUCGAGACAAGUUUGGAGCUGACCUGGUCUUCCGGGUUGCGGAACCGCUGAAGCAGGCUGCAGGAAAGCUAGAAGAGUUGCGCAAGAAUCAUUCGGAUUAUGCGGGAAAGUUGGAGAAAGAGAGGGAUGCAUCGUAUGCCGAUUUGAAAAAGAGCAAAGGGAAAUAUGAUGGGGUCUGCCAGGAGGUUGAGAAUAAAAGAAAGAAAGUAGAGAGCUCGUUUGAUCAUGGAAAGCAGAAAGCUCAGCUCUCAUACCAAAAUCAGAUUGCGGAGAUGAAUAAUGUCAAGGGCCUACAGGACUUGAACGAAACGAGGGUGAACAAGCUGAAUGCCAUUUGGACAUUGGCCGCAGAGCUGGAGAAGGCCACAUUAGCCCAGGGUAAUGAACAGGUCUCACACAUCCUGUCCGAGAUCCCACGCAAUGAACCCCGACUGGAUUCGAUUAUGUUCAUGCGCCACAAUACAGCUCACUGGCAGGAGCCGUUAGACAUGCAGUUCGAACCCAGCCCUGUCUGGCACGAUGAGCCCACCAUGGUCAUUGAUGAGCCGGCCAAGGUGUUCCUCCGCAACUUGCAGAGCAAGAGCAAGAGCCAGAUGAAAGAGCUCAAGGCCGAAGCGGACAAGAAGAGACGGGAAGUCGAAAACGCAAAGAAGGUCCGGCAGAGUAUCCGCGAUGGUACCGAUAAGCGUGACGAGGUCGAGAUCGUGCGAGCAAUGUUUGCCUUACAGGAAGACCUCCACCUGCUUGACCGCAAACGACUGACAGGCGAGAUCGAAGUAUCAACCGUCUCCUCUGUAGUAGGUGACCUGUCGUUGGGAGCAAAGAACCAUAAUUUCCGGGCUCAAACCUUUAAGAUUCCUACCAACUGUGACCUGUGUGGCGAGAGAAUCUGGGGACUCUCGGCCAAGGGGUUCGACUGUCGAGAUUGUGGCUAUACAUGCCAUAACAAGUGCGAGAUGAAAGUGCCCGCCGAAUGUCCCGGCGAACAGACAAAGGAGGAGCGGAAGAAGCUGAAGGCUGAGAGACAGGAGCAGGCCAAUGCGGCUCCAGCAACACUGCCGGACAUCAGUCCGCGCAUUUCAACGCCGAGCACGGCUGAGCUACCAGCCUUAUCGAGACGAGAUACUAUGAACUCAUUGAGUUCAGGAUACUCGUCUAAUGCUAUUAACAAAUCCACUUCUGCGUUGUCUAUCAGCCAGCCGGCCAAUGGUGGGUCGGCUUCAACAUCGCCGGCGAUAGCUGAGCUGCCAGACUCUGCUGGUGCUGCUGCUGCCGCUGCAAAGAAGCCGGCCGUGGCUGCUCCAAGGAAGAACAGGAUAUUAGCCCCCCCUCCGGCGCAAUAUGUGAGUGCACCGCCUGCGCCAUCUGCUACCAACACCAAGGAAACCCCCGCCGAGCCAGGCGGGAAGAUGAUGUAUGCAUACCAGGCCAACGGGGAAGAUGAGAUAACAGUAGACGAGGGACAAGACGUUGUCGUUGUUGAACCAGAUGAUGGCUCUGGCUGGAUGCGAGUGAGAGCCAACGGGCAAACGGGCCUGGUCCCGGCAUCCUAUGUCGAACUAUCACCAACGCCCGCAGCAUCACCCAACCCCAACGGCAGCGGCAGCACUGCCACCGACAACGACAACGGCCGUCCCGAGUCAACGUACUCUGCCUCCAGCGCUUCACUGGCGAGCAGCACCAACCCAGCAACCGCCGGAAAACGACGCGGUCCCGCGGUGGCCCCCAAACGAGGAGCAAAGAAGCUGCAGUAUGUGGUAGCCAUGUAUGACUACGAGGCACGCACCGACGCUGAAUGGAGCAUGUCUGAGGGCGACCGGUUCGUGCUGGUCAAUCGGGACAGCGGUAACGGCUGGGCGGACGUCGAGAAGGGAGGUCUGACCAAAUGUGUGCCAGCAAAUUACAUCGAAGACGCAUGA